This is a messenger RNA of Trichoderma atroviride IMI 206040, 744 nucleotides long. Lineage: Eukaryota; Fungi; Ascomycota; Sordariomycetes; Hypocreales; Hypocreaceae. The record is from RefSeq and is a predicted model, not a curated record.
CUUGGACGCUUCAACUCCUCAGCCCAGAGCCAUCUCACCAUCUCAUCUUACUAAACACCAACGGCUUCUUUCACAAGAUUCGUUUCCUAAAGCAGGCUCGUGCGCCGAACUAGUGGCCGCCAUGGAGCAAAGUUUCGCAGCUGGUCGGCUUCUUACAAGUGCAGCGGGCUGGAUCUGGAUAAGAGCCGCAUCCUCUACUGGUUCCAGCAACUCACGGCGGAUUCCUGCCCAGGGCAGCGGCGACGCCUUUACUACAGGCAUGGCUUGAGUUCUUAUCCGAAGCCGCGGGACGAGGUUGGCCGAAUACAUACGUGGUUGAUACGGCUGGGCCAACGGGGAGCUGACGCUUAUUGCCGCUAUUGAAUGUUUUUGGGCGACGAGGAUGCAGCAUUGGGACAACGCUGCUCGACGGCGUGUCUCUCUGGAGACGCUUGCGUUUCUAGCCGCCCUGACACUGAGCACGCAGCAGAUGCAACAGACGAGAGACAGACCCGGCAAGGGCAUCGUGACAUUUUCACAGGCAUUUGGAUUUGGCUACGAAGUGCCACUAGAACUGCUCGUUGCUCAUUAGUUUCUCCAACGGAUCAACAAUUCUAGUGGGACGCGGUACGGCUCGAGCUCUUAGUUUAGCUGGCGGACGUCCUCCACAUAGCAAAAAAGCCAUGAAACGCUUUCCGGUAACCGAGGCGCUCUGUAGCCGGGCAAACGAGGCUGAUCCUGGCCACAGAGCUAUAGCACCACUCU